CAGGAAGGAAGUCACAGCGUUGGUGAUAUUUACAACACAGAGAAAUAUCUGAAACUACUGCACGACAAGAUGUAAAUAUGAGCCUCUGAAGUUGCUUUUUUUUUGUAAACUGAGGACUUCAUUGCAGCCGGACAAAUGACUAUACGUGCUUUGUGGAUUAUUUCUCAAGAAAAAGGAGAAAAUGUGUCAAUACGCUUUUCAAGGAGGUUUUCUACUGUGGAGCACCGUGCAAAGAGUCUGGCAGGUUCCUCAUACGUAGCAGUCCCAGAGGAAAGCACCGUCCUGCAGCUCCUGCUCACUGAGCUCGGGCUGUCGGACCCAGACAAGGCUUACGUAGCUCUCAGAGAUGAUUGCCUUCACCGUCCUCGGUCACCAGCCCUGGAGCUGCGUGUGGAUGGUCCUGGAAAGGGAAUACUGUGGCCGAUGUUGGCCAUCUCACAAGGGCCUCUUAUCCUGGCUUGCCUGCCUUUAGUGGAUGUCCCUCCUGAGCCGCGGCCACCUCUGGCCAGCCUGCUGUCGGUCUCUCAGGGUCUCACGCUUCUGGCAGGCCUGCAGACUUUUCUUCUUGGCUCAGGGAGUAAGCCUGAUGGUGAGGGGCUGGUCUCUCGUCUGGCAAUGUUGCCCUCUGUCCUCCUGCAGGUUUGUCCACUUGGCACACCUCUUGAUGUGCCACUACUGGGGCCACCUGCUACACCCACAUUGCCUGCUUCCGCUGGGAACCAGAAGCAGCCCGCCUGGAAGACAGGACUUCACCGAGGCCGAGCUGUGGUCAACGUAGCACUGACAGAAACAGUACGCUCCAUGCAGUAUGGUAACCGGAGCAGACAGGACCUGUGGGAUGUUUUUGGCACUGUGACAUGCAAAUGUGAAGUGGAGGGAGUGCUACCAAAUGUGAUGGUGACCCUCUCACUGCCUCCAAAUGGUUCUCCACUGCAGGACAUCCUGGUUCAUCCCUGUGUCACCUCUUUAGAUUCUAGUAUCCUGACAGCUAGCAGUGUGGAUAACUGUGACGGCUCAGCUUUCUCUGGGCCAUAUAAGUUCCCCUUCUCCCCUCCUCUGGAGCCUUUCAGACUAUGCAGCUAUACUUCUCAGGUCCCUGUUCCCCCCAUCCUUGGUUCCUAUCAGCUGAGGGAAGAGGAGAACCAGGUCCAUGUGUCGGUAACCCUCAAGCUUCACGAGAGUGUGAAGAACAGCUUUGAGUACUGCGAGGCACACCUGCCGUUCUUUAACAGAGAUCAGAUGGGAGUCGCUGAAGUGAAGGUGAGCUACGGACAACUGGACGUUUCAAAGGAGAAAAACCUGCUGGUCUGGGUCCUCGGACAAAAGUUCCCAAAGUCUCUGGAGGUCACAAUGGAGGGAAAGAUCAGCUUUUCUGGGCCGACGAAAGGACCUGCUGACCCCCUCUGCACUGGACUCACUGCCUACAUUAAAUUGUAUUUCAAAGUGCCUGACAUGACGUUAUCUGGGUGUUGCGUCGACCAGCACUCGGUGCAGGUUUAUUCUUCUGCCAAACCACGGAUUGCAACGUCCCGAGAACUCACUUCCAAAGACUACUUCAUAUGGAAUUCAACAGGUACUGCCCCGGUAGCCUCCGGACAGACGAUGAUGUAGCACAGAACCUCGGCGGGACGGUACAUUCACAAGACUGAAAACACUGUGCUCGGUUAUAUUCAUCUGUUGCUCUCCUGUUUAACUGGAGGGAAAGAUACAAGACUGAAACACAUAUUAAUUAACAUUCACGUGUAAUUCACUAAGUCCAAACUUUGGCUGGAAGAAGUGUUUGUUAUGUUGAUGGGUAACUGUUUCAUAAAGAAAAAAUACCUGCCCCCGCAUUUCAACUUCUUUUAUCCCCCUGCCUUCACCCUCCCUCCACAUUUAUCCCAUUUCAGACACAAGGGCCACCCCUUGCUCUGACAGUCCCACUUCAGUGACUCUCCAUCAGCCGGAUAAUUAGCAGCUGGGGCCUUGUCAUCAGCUGUUGUAGGCCCGGUGGAGAGGGGCGGCAGGACUGUGAAAGGCCAGGCUGCUCUGGCCAGUGUCUUGGCUACAAAAGGCUUCUCUUUAGAGCUGGCAGGAGUCCUUACCCACACCAAUCACUCGCCCACCCCCACCUCCUCCUCCUCUUUUGACCCCAUCCUCGUCCUGUCAACUAGUGGCUAGUUCAAACACACAAGCAGGCUGUGAUUGAGCGCUGACCCUCUGGCCCUCUGAGACUUUAAAGCAGCCGGUCCCAUUCAGUGAGCAGGACCUGCCUAAUUGGUGAAAAAGUCACAAGGACGGUAAUGGUCGGUCUGCCUGUCGAGGUUGCAGAGGUGCUUCAACUCAAUUAAUGUGGAACUUAAAGUCGAUGAUUCUGAUCUUCAUUCAUGCAGCACGAUCUUCAAGGUAGACCUGCUUUUAUGUUUGAUGCUGAAAGAAAACCUGGUUUGUUCUCCACAGUUUGCCCUACCUGAACUAUGCAUGUUACUAUGCAGCAUUUCUACCACAUGAGCUCCACCUCAGUGUAUUAAGUUGAAUGAAUAACUAGUCGACGAAGGGUUAAAUCACAGGAGAUUGUGCCCCACUAUUCCACGGCAGCCAGACUCCUCUGAGUGGCCUCAUUGUCUGCUGUUGGCCUCUUGUGCCCCUUGCUGGUCCAAAUGCUACAUUCUCACGUGGAUUUCCACUCAGAAGGCUGACCAUGACCAAUCCUCUGUCAAUUGGAACCAAUUGCUCACACGGCAUCCUUCACCUUCUUUUUAUGUAGCAGUACGGAGUGGCAGACACCGAGACCUCUCGGCUCUCCCCCUCCACGAUGAUUUGGCUUUAAGGCCCAGUGUGUGUGGCUAGCGAACUGGAAAAGGAGAAGUUUUUUUGAAGAGUUGGGCCACUCUAAAUCUCCUCAGUGUCCCAAUAUGUGGUCAGUCUGGCUCCUCAAGUCUGCAGUCAGUGGCCUCUCACUGGCAGACUUUGCUUUGUUGAUUGAAUAGCUCGCUAAGUAGGUGGACUCGUUUUAAUGUGCUUCUCUGCUCCGGUGCCUCCAGUCCAUACCUUUUGGGCUUUUACUAGCACUGUUUUUUUUUUUUCACAAUCAUCCAUUUAUUUCAUCUUUGUUUACUGUUGUUGACAAGAAAAGAACAGUUUUGUACAGCAAUCAGAAUAAAGAUCACACGGUCGAAAUGGAUUCGUGAGAGCGGAGCAGCA
This is a messenger RNA of Stegastes partitus (bicolor damselfish), 3183 nucleotides long. RefSeq names its product adaptor related protein complex 5 subunit mu 1 (gene ap5m1). The record is from RefSeq and is a predicted model, not a curated record. Gene Ontology annotation, biological process: endosomal transport. The coding region runs from base 136 to 1611 and encodes 491 amino acids. Gene Ontology annotation, cellular component: AP-type membrane coat adaptor complex; cytosol; late endosome. NCBI's taxonomy places the organism in Eukaryota, Metazoa, Chordata, Actinopteri, Pomacentridae. The transcript has 8 exons.